GCGGUGGUGGCGUUGCCAGGGAGAGUGGGCGUGGCCGGCUCUGCGCUUUCUUGUGCCGUGAGAGGAGGAAAGAUGGCGGAGGAGGAGAAGCUCCCCGCGGGCUGGGAGAAGCGCAUGAGCCGCAGCUCCGGGCGGGUUUAUUAUUUCAAUCAUAUCACAAAUGCCAGCCAAUGGGAACGCCCCACUGGCAACAGCAAGAAUGGUCAAGGGGAGCCAACAAAAGUGCGAUGCUCACAUCUCUUGGUGAAACACAAUCAGUCCAGGAGACCCGCAUCAUGGAGGGAAGAUAAAAUCACACGAAGCAAGGAAGAGGCCCUGGAACUAAUUAAUGGCUACAUCCAGAAGAUUAAAUCUGGGGAGGAAGAUUUUGAAUCCUUAGCAUCACAGUUCAGUGACUGCAGCUCAGCCAAGGCAGGGGGAGACCUGGGUACUUUUGGAAGAGGUCAAAUGCAGAAACCUUUUGAAGAUGCCUCCUUUGCGCUGAGGACUGGUGAGAUGAGUGGACCAGUAUUCACAGAUUCAGGGAUCCAUAUAAUUCUGCGUACAGAAUGAGUGUUUUGGCACCAUGCACUUGGAAAAGAAAGGGUGAUGGGAGAAAAGGAACAAGAGAACCGUUAUUCCAACCAUUGAUACGCUCUCUAUCCCAGAACAAACUUCAUAUCUAACUUAUUGUUUAUUUUUGUUUAUAUAUAUAAAAUAUAUAAACAUAAACAAUAAGUGUGUGCAUAUGCAACACACAUCAAUGUGUAUCUGUUUCAUAUUUCAGUACCUUAUUUGACAUGUUGAAGAAAUGUUUUCCCCCACCUGUAUUGAUGCAUGUUAGCUGGGGCAGAAAACAAUUGAAACAAUGAGACAGUAGCAUCUUUCAUGGACACAAUGACAAUGUUUUUAACAACAAUAAAAAAAGGAAAUUCCCUAGCUGCUUGAGUUUAAUAUUGAUGGUUUCUUCCAUUCAGGAGACAUGUCUAUACUUACAGGGUCAUGCUUCAAUGCUUUCCCUCUAUAUCCAACUUAUCAUAGAGUUAUUUAUUAUAGGGCUGCAUUGAUGGUGGCAGAGUUUAGCGCUCAGUGUAUAAGUAGAAUAAAAAUCUCCUUUGCCACGAUAUAGCCUGGUUUAAGUUCACAAGUGACAACAUCCCAUUUCUUAUCUCUCUGACCCACAAUUCAGUGGCAUUCAUUUCUUAAUUUGGCCAAUCACUGAUAAAUUGUUUUUGGAUGUACAACUAGAACACACUCCUGUGGCCUCACUUAAUUGCUGUAGAUUUAGGACAACAGAUUUCGCAUGAUAAUGUGCAAAUUCCUCUGGACUUCACUUCCAACUUCCAUCAAGGGUUGAGUUUCAGAAGUUGCAAAGGGACUUGAUGUUGUCUGGAUAAGAAUUAUCUCUGCUCACCUGAGCAUACACCGGAUUCUGCUGUCAGAAAUAUAAGUAUAAAUUCACCAUAUGCUGAUUACCAUAAUGCGUUCACAUUGAAUUGAAUCUUGCUGAUGCCCUUUUGAGGCAAAUAUUUUUCUUUUACAUUAUUCCAGUGCAGCCCCUCCACAAAUUUAUUUAGCCCUCUAAAAUUUCAUUAGAUUUACUACAUUUUAAUCAUUCUUGUGUGUUGUUCUUAAUGCUGAAAUACUAUCCCCAGGGAAGGCCAUUUAGUUAUUGGCUUCCAAGUUUUUUGGUUUGUGUUUUCUUUUUUUGUUUCUAUUUUCUUUUGUUCAGAAGCUGGCCAUGAUCCAUUUGUGGUUUAAGAUAACACUGUAGUCACUCUUCCUGUUUUUCUGCAUUGCUUUUUCUCUAUAUAAAAUCAAUAUGAUUCCCACCAAAUUCCCUGCUUUUGAUCUGAUGCAAACAAGCUUUGUGUAUAUAUAUAUGUACAGAGAGUGUUCCAGUUCUCUUAUGUGAGAAAAUAAAAAUAAAUCCCUGCCAACUAUCAACA
Molecule: messenger RNA, 1928 nt
Organism: Pseudonaja textilis
Lineage: Eukaryota; Metazoa; Chordata; Lepidosauria; Squamata; Elapidae
Gene: PIN1
Product: peptidylprolyl cis/trans isomerase, NIMA-interacting 1
Cellular component (GO): nucleus; cytosol
Molecular function (GO): protein binding; peptidyl-prolyl cis-trans isomerase activity
Source: RefSeq, a predicted model, not a curated record